AUGUGCGAGGUGAGCGAGGACUACCGGGAGCCCGCGCCCGUGGGGCCGCCGCCGCCACGGCCCGGCCGUGAGCAGAAAUGUGUGAAGUGCAAGGAAGGCCUGCCUGUUGUGGUGAUCCGAGCCGGAGAUGCUUUCUGCAGGGACUGUUUCAAGGCCUUUUACGUCCACAAGUUCAGAGCCGUGCUUGGAAAGAACCGGCUGAUCUUCCCGGGGGAGAAGGUGCUCCUGGCGUGGUCCGGGGGGCCUUCGUCCAGCUCCAUGCUCUGGCAGGUCCUUGAGGGCCUGAGUCAAGAUUCUGCCAAGAGACUGCGUUUCGUGCCAGGGGUUGUCUACACCGAUGAGGGAGCAGCCUGUGGCCAGAGCCCAGAGGACAGAGAAAAAACCCUGGCCGAGGCGAAGCUGGUCCUGCAGACCCUCGGCUUCCCGUGGCACAUCGUUGCCUUGGAAGAGGUGUUCAGCCUGCUGCCGUCUGUGCUGCGCUGCUCUGCCCGGGAGCCGGUGGGGACCGAGGGAGCCUACAAGGCGGCCGUGGACAGUUUCCUGCGGCAGCAGCAUGCCCUGGGGGAGGACAAGCAGAGCCAGCCCUGCCCCCAGCACCCCCAGGGCCGGGCUGGGCCACCCACAGCCAGCCAGACUGAGGCUCUGUCCAGGCUGUUCAACUCAGUGAAGACGCUGACGGCCAAGGAGGAGCUUCUGCAGACGCUGCGGACCCACUUGAUCCUGCAUGUGGCCCGGACCCACGGCUACUCCAAGGUGAUGACGGGGGACAGCUGCACCCGCCUGGUCGUCAAGCUCAUGACCAGCCUGGCACUGGGGAGAGGGGCCUUCCUCGCCUGGGACACGGGCUUCUCAGACGAGCGACACGGCGACGUGGUGGUGGUGCGGCCCAUGCGCGAGCACACGCUGAAGGAGGUCGCCUUCUACAACCGCCUGUUUGCCGUCCCCUCCGUCUUCACACCGGCCGUCGACACCAAGGCCCCCGAAAAGGCCAGCAUCCACCGGCUGAUGGAGGCCUUCAUUCUCAGGCUGCAGGCCCAGUUCCCCUCAACGGUCAGCACCGUGUACAGGACGAGCGAGAAGUUGGUCAAGGCGCCCAGGGAUGGCUGUGCUGCUGGCCCCCCCAGCCCCCGCUGCCUGCUCUGUAUGUGCGUACUGGACGUCGACACUGCUGACAGUGCCACGGCUUUUGGGGCCCAGACCUCCUCGCAGCUCCCCCAGACGCAGCCCUCCGUCGCAGAGGCUGAGGCGCCCACCGUGUCCUGCUGCUGCACCGGGAUGGGCAGGGCCCAGCAAUGCUGCAGGAUGGAGGAGGACGACCCCCGCGCCCGUGUGAUUGAGCAGCUGUGCUAUGGCUGCCGUGUGAAUAUGAAGGACUUGCCCUCCCUGGACCUCCUGCCACCCUACAUCCUGGCCGAGGCCCAGCUCCGCAGCCAGAGGGCCGAGGCUGAGCAAGAGAUCCAGGAGUGUCUGCUGGAGGCCCACGAGGACGGGGCACGGCCUGGCGCGAGCUGA
This is a messenger RNA of Lipotes vexillifer (Yangtze River dolphin), 1512 nucleotides long. RefSeq names its product cytosolic thiouridylase subunit 2 (gene CTU2). Gene Ontology annotation, cellular component: cytosol. Gene Ontology annotation, molecular function: tRNA binding; sulfurtransferase activity. The transcript is spliced from 15 exons. Gene Ontology annotation, biological process: tRNA wobble position uridine thiolation. The coding region runs from base 1 to 1512 and encodes 503 amino acids. The record is from RefSeq and is a predicted model, not a curated record. Lineage: Eukaryota; Metazoa; Chordata; Mammalia; Artiodactyla; Lipotidae.